UAUAGCAAUGCCUGAGAUCUGGUAAUCAUUUUUUUCAGCACAAACUCAAUACAACUAUAACUACAUUUCAAUUCAAGUGUCGGUCUAUUGAAUAGCAUUUUUGUAUCAGUUGUUACUAUUAAUAGUGUAAUAAUUGUCAUUACAAUCAAUGUUAUGAUAAGACAAACUCAUAUCACAAUGAAUUUAUGAUAUUUUUUAAUAACUUUAUAACUAAUUAAUUAUUUAAUUAACAAUAAUAACGGGUCUAUUAGUAUGUAUAUAUAAUUUAGUGAAAUAUCAUAUGUUAUAUCAUAUAAGUUAUAUGAUAUACAUAUAGUAUAUAUUAAUUUACAAAUCGAUGCAUUACUACUGUGUGUUUGAUUGUAAACGAGUUAAACAUAAAAAUAUCUAACAAAUAGUCAUCUCUGGUAUCAUAAGUGGCGCUAACUUUCAAAAAUUGUCGCAGUUUUUCAUUUGACAGUAUUUGUGCCCCCAUUGUAUACCCCUUUUUGCCACACCGUAGUUGUAAUCAGUGUGUGGUAAUCCUCGUGUGAAUUGUCGACAAUUAUUUUACGGGUUGUUGUGUCCAAUUGGUAGGCAAUGUCGGGAUCGGCCCUUUGGGUGUUCGGCUACGGAUCUCUUAUCUGGAAUCCUGGCUUCGAGUACAGCAACAGUCAAAUUGGACGCAUCCAUGGCUACUGUCGACGAUUUUAUCAGGGAAGUGAUACACACCGGGGAAAUAAACAACGGAUUGGACGUGUAGUAACACUUAUUGAGGAGGAAGGGGUGUCCACUUGGGGCCGGGCUUUUCAAUUGACAGAUGAGUCGUCGACAUUAGCUUAUCUGACAAAUAGAGAGUCAUCAUUGGGUGGUUAUACAACAGUGAUCGCACAGUUUCAUCCGCUUGACCCAAGAGAGGAGUCCUUUCCAGUUCUUGUCUAUAUAGCAUUGCCCUGUAAUUCAUUAUUUCUGGGCUCAGCACCACUGGAACAGAUCGCCAAAGACAUAGCUUACUCAUCGGGAAUAUGCGGACCAAAUGUCGAAUAUUUGGCAAAAUUGGCGGCAUUUAUGCGCAUUCAUUUGCCGCAUGAAAGUGAUGACCAUUUGUUUUGUUUAGAAGAUUCGGUCCAAGAAAUUCUCACUAAAGAUAUGAAUUACAAGUUAUUAAAACUUUUUGAUGAGGCCUUAGAAAAUGAAAUCAACGAUUUGAUUGAACUCAAGUCUGUUAUCAAUCGUAUGGACUCAGCAUUGGAUCUGUCAUCGACUCCCACUACUCCUACUUCUUCCAGUAGUUUCUCAGAUAGUGAUGUUAAUCAUCGCAUGGAGUCGUCAUCUAAACACACGGAUAGAGUAACAGUCCGGAAGUUACGCUGUAUUAACAAAUAGACUGUCAAUCAAAUAAUGUUUUUCGCUUACUUUCAAAAUUAUCAUAUUAUUGCUUUUAAUAACAACAAAAGCCUAGAAAUUAAACGAUGUUUUAUUUAUUUAUUAAAAUUUAACGAUUAGGAUAUUACUAUAAC
Molecule: messenger RNA, 1499 nt
Organism: Oppia nitens
Lineage: Eukaryota; Metazoa; Arthropoda; Arachnida; Sarcoptiformes; Oppiidae
Product: glutathione-specific gamma-glutamylcyclotransferase 1-like
Exons: 3
Coding region: 580-1365 (261 amino acids)
Biological process (GO): glutathione catabolic process
Cellular component (GO): cytoplasm
Molecular function (GO): glutathione specific gamma-glutamylcyclotransferase activity; gamma-glutamylcyclotransferase activity
Source: RefSeq, a predicted model, not a curated record